Oppia nitens is the source of this 2171-nucleotide messenger RNA. It is a transcript of the gene DNApol-alpha73, whose product is annotated as DNA polymerase alpha subunit B-like. Gene Ontology annotation, biological process: DNA replication; DNA replication initiation. Bases 273 to 2171 code for a protein of 632 amino acids. Gene Ontology annotation, molecular function: DNA binding. The transcript has 6 exons. The record is from RefSeq and is a predicted model, not a curated record. Gene Ontology annotation, cellular component: alpha DNA polymerase:primase complex. NCBI's taxonomy places the organism in Eukaryota, Metazoa, Arthropoda, Arachnida, Sarcoptiformes, Oppiidae.
CAAAAACAGUGACAAUUAAAGUCUUAAAUCAACGACACGUUUGACUUAAACGGAAAACGACUACAAAAGGAAGUCACGUGACGUUUGUUGUCGUUGUUGUCAAUGACGACCACAUGUGAUGAUCACGUGAUGACAACAUUUGGCGCAAACUUUUGUUGUUUUGUCCGUUUGUUUGUCAUUUGUCUUACAUCUUCAUCAAGAGUUUUGUUUAAAGAGUUAAUUCAUUAUAUUUCAUCUAUUGAUUACAUUUUAUAACAUAAACAAUACCAACGAUGACUACUUUGAUUUGCGAUCAAAAACUACGGGAAGAGUUAUCCGGUUUUUGUAAUACCAUUGAUGACAAUGUUAUCAAUAAAUUGAAAGACUUGUGUGUUAUCCACGAUAUCGAUGAACAGACUCUUUGUGCACAACUUUUGGCUUUUCUUAUCAAAGGUCACAAACCUUUGACAUUGGAAGUGAUCGAUGACUUCCAACUGGACUACUUAGACAAGAAAGCCAUCAAUGAGUACAAGAAAUCAAAAGCAAUGUCAGAAAAGUUGAAUCGUUCGAGAAAUUCAAUGACAACUAAAUCUCCGUUUAAUUCAAGCUUUAAAAUGUUGUUCAAUGAGAUGACUACAGAAUCAGUGCCCGUAUUGACGACAAAAAUUGAAAUAGCGAUCGACGAUAACAACAAAGAUGAUGAUGAUAUCACUAUUAUUAAAGAUAAUGUUAACAAAGAAAUGAUAGAUUUGUGUGUUGACUCUCAAGAUAGUGUAGUGGAAGUGUUUAAGACACCAGAAAAAGUUAUCAAUAGGUCUUUUGUUAAUAUGGAUGUAAGCGCUAUGACUACACCUGCUUUAAACAUUGAUGACUCUAUUAAUUCAUCUCUUAAAAUUAAUGAAGGAAUCAAAUCCAAUACUUUGUGUUAUUUUGGGAACUCUUAUUCAGACAAUGAAUGGAGAAUUAAUACUAAUAUCAAACAUAAUGUUGAAGUGUAUGACAGAUCCAUUAGUUUAAUGGAAGGAUUUAAAUUUAUGUCACUAAAGAUUAAAGAAACCAAUGAAAUAUUAAACGAUUUAAUUGAUGAAUUUUCCGAACAAUUGCGUCAAAAAUUGGACAUUGAAUCGUGGAAUCACUUCUCAGUUCAGAGUCCUUCUGAAGCUUAUUAUAUCGGAAGAGUUUGUUAUGAUUGCACGCAAAAUAAACUCAACAAUAAUUUAAUUAGAUUUGAAGGAUCGCGUUAUUUAACAAACUCGGAGUCUAUUGAUUUAGAUUUAAGUCGUUUAAGUAAUUACUCGCUAUUUGCCGGACAAGUGAUGGCCUGUAAAGCGAUCAAUGAAUCGGGAAAGUCGUUGAUUGUACAGGAAAUCAUUGACUUCAAUCAAAUUCUUGAAUAUCCUACUCUUGCGCCUACUUUUCAACAGCCAGUGACAAUAGUUGUUGCCACCGGGCCUUUCAAUACUAACCAAACAAUUGAUUUCAAACCUCUCAAGACAUUCAUGGAUUAUGUGAAGAAAUAUGAACCUGACUUUUGUAUACUUUUGGGACCAUUUGUUGAUUCUAUGAAUGAAAAAUUGUUGACAACAGAAGAGAGAGUCGAUCAUAUCUUUUAUAAUCAAAUGACGUAUAUAUCUCAAGAAUUAAUGGAUAUUAAGACGGAAGCCAUUGUUAUUCCGUCGACAAGAGAUCUAAAUAUGUUUAAUUUAUUUCCGUCGGCAGCUUUUGAUUGCUUUUCCACAGCAAAGGCUUUCAAGUCUAAUAAAAUACAUUAUUUUUCAAAUCCAUGUAUACUUAACAUCAGUGGACUUAUUAUUGCCAUGACUUCUACUGAUGUUUUGCUUCAUUUAAGCAAAGAAGAAAUUUCUGCCGGCCAAAACACUGAUAGAUUGUCCAGACUUUGCAAACAUAUAAUAAAUCAGAAAAGUUUUUAUCCCAUAUUUCCACCCAAUCCUGAAGUAAAUCUAGAGUUUACUAAAUAUGACUUUUUGAGACUACCGGUUAACCCACACAUAAUUUUAUUGCCAUCUGAUCUCAGAGAAUUUGUUAAGAAUAUAUCGCAUUCGGUGGUCAUUAACACCGGAAGAAUAUCCAAAAAUAAAUUGACGCGAAUUAGAGUCGAUCCGAUUGAUGCCAAACUUUAUAAUAAUUCACUUGAGGCUUAUACUAACGUUGAAAUUAUAAAAAUUAAUUAA